Dromiciops gliroides (monito del monte) is the source of this 9856-nucleotide messenger RNA. RefSeq names its product transforming acidic coiled-coil containing protein 2 (gene TACC2). Gene Ontology annotation, cellular component: cytoplasm. Bases 181 to 9363 code for a protein of 3060 amino acids. The record is from RefSeq and is a predicted model, not a curated record. Gene Ontology annotation, biological process: mitotic spindle organization; cell population proliferation. NCBI's taxonomy places the organism in Eukaryota, Metazoa, Chordata, Mammalia, Microbiotheria, Microbiotheriidae. The transcript has 26 exons.
GUGAUCCUGGGGGUGAAAAGAGGGACUAUGAGUCGGGAGAGAGAAAAACCGUGGUGAAAAGUUAUAAAAUCAGGAAGAGAGUGGUCUUUUUUCCUUAUUCUUGUUCAUGUUAACAGAACACUGGUUACCUGUCUUUUCCUAAUUAAGGAGGGCCUUCUGAGAGAGUCUCUGCCAAUCACCAUGGGGAAUGAGAACAGCACCUCUGAUAACCAGUCAGAGGAUGCUGGAUCAAAUAACAUCAUCCUGCUGCCACCAAACCUGGGUGUACCACAGGGGGUGUCGCCAACUCCUGCACCAGAAGCAGCCCAGCCUGUUGAAAAUAGUUAUGACAUAAAGCAGAAACAGGCAAAGAAAACUGGAAACACUGUUAGCAGUACCUCCCCUGGGGUCUGGCCAACUAUAGCCGUGCCCCAUGCUGAAGAUACGCCUGCGUCACUGAGCAGUAUCACCAGCAUCAAUCAUGGAGUCACCAGUGACUACACAGUGGAGGGUGCAACCAACCCCAGUUCAUGUGCUGUGUCUUUGGAGGUGACUGGAUCAAGAAAUCUCCUACAGAAGGAGCAGAAGACAACAGCAUCUGACUCCUCCCCCGACUCAGUUGAAGGAACACAGGAGAGCAGUAUCUCUGUCUCCAUGCCUUUGGCAGAACACAUCCAGGAUGUUACCCAAACAAAUCAGGCCUUGGGAAGUGAAGAUGGACUUCAUGGUAACCUAGGGGAGCCCGUGCCAGGCACUCCAAAGGAAGACCAAGUGAGACUCACCCCAGUGGUAGAUGGCAGUGUGGAGACCAGCCCGGUCACUACUAACAUUCAUGUCGAUGACGGAAAGAAUUCACCAAGAGAAGGGGGCAGGGACUCUUCUUCCGAUCAUGUUACCUUGUUACAAGGGGACCCAAGGACACAGUCAAGGACAUUGGAGCCAUUAAAACCCAUGGCACAGCUGUCUGGGAAGGGCGAUCCACAUGGCAGCUUCACUCCCCAUGGGAAAGAAACCGGAGAUUGUGUUACCACUCAAGAGGCCCGGCAGAAUCCAGGGCCUCUGCAAACAAAUCACAAGGCUCCAGCUGUAACCCAGAGAGGUGAAGAGAAAACAGAUGGGGUAGCUGGUCUGCUGUUGAAACCAGAGAUCCUGUUACUGAAUGACACUGCCUCAAGCACAUCAAGUGGAGAGGAAGACAAAGUGCUUGUGAAACCUCAGAAUUUGACUGAUGACUCCCAAGUCUUCAAUGCCCACUGCCAAGAUUUGAAGGAUGUAGGAGCUGCCCAAGAAACUAAGGCAAAUGGGACUCCAUUGGAAUAUGAUCAGGAGCCAAUAGCAACUAAUCUUCCCCUACCAAAUUUACCCCAGAAUCCUGUCCUGGAUCAAAAGACCAAAGGUCCUUUAAGGGAAUCUGUCACCAUAACUGAUGUUCAAACCUCCCUUCAGAGUGGGACACAAGAAACUUUAUCUGAUCAACUAGACCCCAGUGGUGAAGGAGAUGGGAGUAAGCCUAAACUUUUCCAAAGAGAGGAAGUAUAUCUGAUUUCCACUACGGGUUCAGAGAGUAUUCCAAAUCCAGCUGCUACUAUUGCUGACAUGAGAUCCAAUUGUUUCCCCACAGACACUUCUGUUGUCUCAGCUACUGAGCCUCUUCCAGAGUAUCCCGUAACAGAUGUAGAAAGAGUACCAGGGAAUUUAGAUUUAGGUGGUGAGAGCAAACAUUCUGAGAUGAGCCCUUUAUUGAAGGAUGAAAAAGAGGCUCCCUUGAAUGAAGUAAAAACCGAGAGAACACAAGAAGUGGUCCCCAUUGUGUCUCACAGUGGGUUGGAUAAAGUCGUGGGGGGAAAGCUGGAGUUGAAUGAUGAAAGCCAGGAACUUGUUGAUGAUGAAAAUCAAAAUGGAACUAAAGAAGAAAAUCAAAGAAAUAACUCUCAAGAAAAAGAUGUUGCCACACGGGAUACAGAAUCCGAAAGACCUGUGUGUUCAAAGGAGACCUCACUUGAUUCCAGAGGCAGAUCCAGUCAGCUAGUGAGUGAAGCAAAUCCCACAAAUCUGGAACCCAACUUGCUUCACCAUCCAGAUUCAGCACAGUUGCCCAAGGACAUAGGUCUCAUGGAGCUGGAGCAGUCUGACAGUCAGGCAGAGAACUCAGCAUCGUGUUCCUUGGCCUACAACAUGACUGAUGGAAACCGUGCUGUUGGUACAUGUGAUCUACUGCCUGUGCACUGUGGGAACAGUAAUGUUCAACCUGUUGAGCAGGAUACAGAUUGUGGACAGGCUACUUCUAUGGAAAAUAUUCCAGAGGUUACAGGACUAAAACUGGAGCUUCCAGAUACUCUUCAAGGUCCCAAAGGAGGGGAAAGAAUGGAAUCUGUUCCUGUUGCAGAGCCUGAGAAAUCUGGUAUGAGUGUGCCUCCAGGAAGUGAUGCCAAUCCUGAAAUCCAGGACACUGAAAUUAAAGAACAAUAUAACCACUCAACUAAGAUGCCUUGUAGCAGAGAUGCUGAGGACCUGCUGGUACCUACGGUUCGACCUUCAAGUGCUCCUGCAAAUGAUAAAGUUGGACAGGAAUUCAGUCCUGAUGUGAAAAACCAUGCCGAUAAUGAGACUGUGACUAUAAUGGGUGGAAUAGAGCCUCAGGGGCCAGUGCAGAGUCAGCAGGGAAAUGCAUCGUCUGCAGGUAACAACAGGACAGGGAUCACUCAGCCAGAAAAUCCUGAACCAUCAGCAGGGACUCAUUUCCAACAGUCUCAUUUGUGUUCAGAAUUUUCUGUCUCAACAAACUUCAAUGAUAACACCUCUCCCUUUGAGUGUAGGAAAGAGAUUCCUCCAGGUGAUCUUGAAGGGAUGAAGAACAGGACUGAAGACCUCUCAAAAACCUCACCACCCUCAGAACUCGAGCAAAACUUGAGCUGUCCUCCUCCCGGUAGUAGACAGGAGCCAAGUCCGAUAUCAGAAAUCCAAAAUAUGCAGCAUGAAAAAAGUCUGAAUGGUAUCCAAAGUUCAGGUACACGUGAUUCUGAGGAAAAACUUUUGGCUAGUCCUUCAACUGAGGAGUUGGAUUCAUCAGCGCUAACAAGAGAAAAGUUGCCUCUAGUGAUGGACCAAGAGAAACAGUGCAUUGAUGACAAGUCCUUCAGUAUUUCUUCUCCUGUUGUGGUCAAUUUAAAAGACUCUUCUCUUCAAGAUAACUCAAAUGUCAAAACAGAAGAAAGUUGUUGCACUGGGCAGAUGCCUGACAAGCCCCAGCAGGAGAAGGAGGAUCCUUUGAUCUCAGCCAGUGAGCAUGAAGAAACACGCCAAGAAAAUGGGGUUUCUAAGGCAGCUGACAGGCAUGCACAGCUCAGCAGCUUAGGUAAUGGAGAAAACACAAAGGAAAAUGAGGUAGGGGCUCUGCCUUGUCAUCUUGGUACACAACCAUCCAUUAAUGCUGCUGCUGACAUCCAGCCUGCUCCAUCAACUGGCAGACUCAACAUUAUACCUCCUGAUGCCCCAGAGAAGGUGCUUGAUGAAACUUCAAAUAGAAGUCAGCUUCUGUUGGACACACACGAGAAAACUGAGCUUCCAGCCCCAUCAGACCAGGAGACUCAAAGGCAUCUGUCACUCAGUAGCAAAAUCAGCUCCCAGGAGGACUAUGUCAAACCAAAUUUUGAAAGUAUAUCUGCUGAGAGAGGAAAGAAUGUUGACCAAGGAAUCCUGGCUACAUGUCUGGCAUCACACGAGCUCAGAGAAACUGUUCCAAACAAGGAUUUCCUUCAGACCGAAUGCAGUCCUAAGGUGGAUGCUGAGCCAGCUCCCAAAAGCAGUGAGAAUGAAACCACCUUUGUCUCAGGUAGUCCCUGCCAAAGUGGGCAGAAAUCUGGCAGCUACAGGAAUGACUCAUGGCUCAAAAGUGAAAUGGGUGGAAUUGUCGGCAAUGUCUUGAGUGCUUCAGCAUGUCAGACAGUCUCUGACAGGGAGCAUCCAGAGUUACUGACUAUUGGGAUAUCCAGGCAGACAUUAGAGAAAACUCCUGAGAAUCUUAACCUCAAUAUAGACAGUACUGUUGGAAGAAAAUCAGAAGAAAUCAAGACAAAAACUGGUUCCACCGAAGAGCCAAGUGUUUCUGGUAAGAAUUGCUAUAUUGAAGGCGAGUCUGUGUUCACCGGUGAGGACUCUUCAAAUUCGCAUACGGAUUACCUCUCACCCACGUUGAAGCCUGCCCAGGCAAGGGAGGAAAUAUCUGCAUUUAAAUCCAAAGAGAUCCAAAACGAGAGAAACCUCGAGUCCCAGCCAAGGAGUUCUGGGGAAAGUAUUCAGAAAAUGGCAGAUAUCCCAACAGAGGAGGCAGAGGAAAGUAAGGAGAAGGCAGGAGAUGCCUCCAAGGUGCACAGGGACACAUCCGACCGUGAGAACUGGGGUUUGGGACAACCUGACAUGAUGGCUGGAUUUCCUGAUUUCAAGGCACAUAUCAGCAAAAUAUUUGAGAAUUCUGUCCUGGGUGCUUUGACCACUGACCGUCCACAGUCCACAAUGCAAGAAAAUGCUGGGGUUAAAUGGAGUGCAAUGGGAAAGGACUCUUUGGUCCAGCCAAGUACAGAGAAGCAUUCACUUCAUGGUCAAGGAGGAGACUACAUCAUGAUUUCCACUAAUCGUACUGGGCAAGGGAUAGACACAAAAGGUAAGGAGCAGGAUUUGACUUUAGAGACUGGCUCCUGCCAAACAAACCCAAACAAGUUAACUUGUGAAGAAGGCACAGUCACAGAAAAGUCGCCAGGCUUAACUGCUCCCACCAUGAAACAGAAACUGUUAGAUACCAAUUUGGAAAAGAAUGGAAUUGCAUCUGGUGUCUCUCAAAAAGAAAACAACACCGAAAACUCUGAAACAGCUGGUGAGAAAUAUACAGGGAUUACAUUCGAGCAUCAAAAGCUUCAGGGAGGAGGAAAGCAGGGAUUGGUUUCAAGUCUCCCUUUAGACGUUGCUGUACAGAAGAUACCUUUGGAAAAUGCCAACCUCUCUAAGGGUGAGGAAUAUUAUGUCAUCUCCCAGGUCCAUGCAGAGAUGCCUUUACCUCAAGAAGGCCUGCCUCCUCCAGGAAGCCAGCAGAAAGAAAUACCCCCCAGCAAAAAGGUGCCCAAAGAUGAUGAGAUCUAUGCUUCGACUAGCACUGAAGAAAUGGACAACAUCCUAGGACUUGGGCAUACCCAGGAAAUUUCCUCUUCAUCUGGGAGCAUUCCAGUCCCUCCAGCUGUAAGCAAUAAGCAUAUCAGUGCUAGCGUGCCAAAGAAUGAAAAGAGUCUCCAAGGUGGUGACAGUGCUCAUGAUGACUUAAGGACUUUGGAGAGCCCAAGAACAGAAAAUGAUCUGGAUUUACCAAACCCCAGUGGGCUUUUGACACACUCUAUGGUUGAUUGCUUCAAAAAGGAGUUAGGUUUGCAGAGCUUCCAGUUAGAUGUCUUACAAGAUCCUGGCCCAGUGAUAGAAAAAGCCCCUAAAGCAAGUGAAAAUUCUUUUACUAAAACAGAAUCAGAAGCUCCUACCUCUGAGGAUCAACCCUUAAAAGGCAGUCCUGAAACAGGUCCUGAGAGAGUGUUAUUUAGUCCAACUUGUGACUCAGCUCUGCAAGUGGAGCACCCCAGUCAAGGCCCAGAGUCCCAGUGUGGCUCUUUGAAGGCACUUCUGGGGAUGGAGGAGAAGGACGCUUUCCCAUGUUUGGAGAACCAGGCUGGGGACCAACAGACUGAGCAACAUUCUGAGCCUGAAUUCACACCACCUGAAAACGAUGACAAGAUACCUGUUUGCUCACCUCCUGGGCCAGAUAAAGGACAAGUCCAGAUGCCCCAAGACGUUUCAGAAGUGGGACUCACAGAAAGAAAGAGCCCUGAGCCUGGUGAGUCUCUUCUCCCUCUGGUACCUGAGAAGGAUGCUCUAAAUGUUACAGCUGCUUCAGCUCAGUCCAACAAGGAUGACAGAGUAGAAAGUUCUCCUGUGUCAGGUGAUGCUAUCCAUUCGACAGCAUCUGUUCAUCCUUCAGGACAGUCCGUAGCUGUUAAUCCUCCCAGUCACGAUGUUACAGUCCUGGACACUGCUGAACUGACUGCUUCCAGGACCUCCAGGGUAAUAGCAACCUGUGAGAACAUUGUUCCCACAUCCUCUGAGGACUUACAUUUGGCUCUCACCCCAGCCAAUGAUGCACAAGUGCCAGCUUCUCAAAGCCACGAUCCGAAGAAGGACUUAAAAAGGAGUUCUGACUCUGAAGAAGCAUUUGAGACUCCGGAAUCAACAACUCCUGUCAAAGCCCCGCCAGCCCCACCACCUCCACCUCCAGAAAUCAUCACAGAACAAGAAAUCAGACCACAGCCACCCCCAGAAGACCCAGGGCUGUGUUCUGAGACAACAGUUUCCAUCACAGAUGUGCCACAUAGUGAAUCAGUGGAAGGAAGCCCUUUCCGUCCUCCAUCACAUUCUUUCUCCACCGUCUUUGAUGAAGACAAACCAAUAGCUAGCAGUGGGACAUACAAUUUGGACUUCGAUAAUAUCGAGGUGGUAGAGACUUUACAGACCUUGGAACCCAGCUCCUCGGAUGCCAAGAAUCGGGACUCCAAAGUGAAUGUCCGGAGAAAAUCGACAGACUCUGUCCCAGCCUCCAGAUCUACCUUAUCCCGAUCUCUCAGUUUGCAAGCUAGUGACUUUGAUGGUGCUGGUGGUGCCUCUCCAGAGAAUAAUGAGGCGGGGGCAGUAGCAGCUGAUGCGUACAGCACGGGUACAACCAGCGCUUCUAGUACCCUUAAGAGAACUAAAAAACCCAGGCCCCCUUCCUUAAAAAAGAAACCAACCACCAAAAAACCCACGGAAACACCACUGGUAAAAGAAACACAACAAGACCCAGUGGAAGAGAGUCCUGUUAUCAGCGAGGAAAACCCAGCAUCUGAAACAAAAACUGAAUUGGGUAAGAUAGAAGGUUCUGGGCCAGAGUUGUCAGAGGAGGGCCCACUGGAGACUACUGUUGGAUCCAAGGCUGCCUAUCCCCUGGACCCUGAUAGUGCCGAAGGGGAUAUUCCACCCAACACUGGCAGCGGCAAAGUGCAGAACUCACCCCCAAUUGGGAAGAAAACAUUGCCUCUGGCCACAGCCCCAGAGGCAGUGGAAGUGACCCCAUCUGACACUGGAGGGCAGGAGAACUCCCCAGCCAAAGGGCUCUCUGUAAGGCUGGAGUUUGACUAUUCUGAAGAUAAAGGAAGUUGGGACGACCAACUGGAAAACCCCCCUCCUCCCAAAAAGAUAGGUAAAAAGCCAGUUGCCAAGAUGCCACUGAGGAGGCCAAAGACUAAAAAGACGGUGGAAAAACUUGAUAAUGCUCCUGCCUCACCCACUAAGUCCCCUAUUGACCCCAAUGAAAUCCCUAUCUCCAAAGGCUCCUAUACCUUUGAUAUAGAUAAAUGGGAUGAUCCCAACUUUAACCCCUUUUCUUCCACUACGAAAAUCCAAGAAUCUCCCAAACUGCCCCAGCAGACAUACAAUUUUGAUACUGACCUCUGUGAUGACUCCAUUGACCCUUUUAAGACCUCUUCUAAGAUCUCUAGCUCACCUUCUAAGUCCCCAGCUUCCUUUGAGAUCCCAGCCAAUGCCGUGGAAACCAAUGGAGUGGAAGGAGACAAUUCGAACAAGCCUGCAAAGAAAAAGAAGACUCCGCUAAAGACGAUGGUAGAAGAUGUGAUGUCUGUAUGUUCUCUGUUUGAUACAUUUAGGGUGAAAAAGUCGCCAAAGCGGUCUCCUCUGUCUGAUCCACCUUCACAGGAUCCCACCCCACUGCCUACGCCAGAAACACCCCCAGUGAUCUCUGCUGUGGUCCAUGCAACAGAUGAGGAAAAACUAGCAGUGACCAAUCAGAAAUGGACUUGUAUGACUGUGGAGCUAGCUGCAGACAAGCAAGAUUACCCUCAGCCCUCUGACCUGUCAACUUUUGUAAAUGAGACCAAAUUCAAUUCUCCCACAGAGGGUAAGCAAAUUAAUGGCCAUUCGAACCCCAACCCCAACUUGGAAAAACUUGCUCCAAAAGAGCAAGAGGCAAUGAAGGACAAUACAGAAAAUCAGAAGCCAGAGCUGGAUUACAGAAACUCUUAUGAAAUAGAAUAUAUGGAGAAAAUUGGCUCCAACUUACCUCAUGAUGAUGACACCCCGAAGAAACAAUCUCUGUACCUUAUGUUCGAUGCCCCUCAGGAGAGUCCAGUCAAAUCUCCUCCAGUUCGGUUAUCUGAUUCCCCAACUCCAUGUUCAGGGUCAAGUUUUGAAGAAACAGAAGCUCUGGUGAAUGCUGGGAUUAAAAUCCAGCAUCCAGUCUCACGAGUCUUGGCACCAAACCAAGAGACACACUUGCAGGCUCCAGAGAAAUCAAACCAGAAAGAGUCCAUGGGCUUAGGAACAGCUUCAGAUGCUCUCGAAAGAACAGCACCUGAAGAUUCCUAUGUCUCUGCUGAAGCUCUCCUCAAUAGGAUAUCUCAUCAAACCUCAAUAUGUGAUGCGCUUGAAUAUCUAGAGCCUGAUUUAGCAGAAAAGAACCCCCCAAUAUUUGCUCAGAAACUUCAGGAGGAGUUAGAGUUUGCGAUCAUGAGGAUAGAAGCACUGAAGCUAGCCAGACAGAUUGCCCUGGCUUCUUUCGGUUCCUUAGAUACCAAGAGAGAUGCUGCACUCCCAGCAGAUGUUCCCAUCUCUAAAACUGCCUUGUACUCUCGCCUUGGGACCUCUGAGUCAGAAAAACCUUCAGCCCUUCUUUAUCAACAGUCGGAUUUAGAUGCUUCACUGCGAAUCGCUAGAGAAGAGAUUAUCACCAAGGAAAGAGAGGUCUCAGAAUGGAAAGACAAGUAUGAAGAAAGUAGACGGGAAGUGAUGGAAAUGAGGAAAAUAGUGGCAGAGUAUGAAAAGACCAUCGCUCAAAUGAUAGGCAAGCCUGAGGAUGAACAGAGAGAAAAGUCGGUCUCCCACCAUACUGUUCAGCAGCUGAUUGUGGAGAAGGAGCAAGCCCUGGCUGAUCUGAACUCGGUGGAAAAAUCUUUAGCUGAUCUUUUUAGGAGAUAUGAAAAAAUGAAAGAAGUCCUGGAGGGGUUCCGCAAGAAUGAAGAGGUGCUAAAGAAAUGUGCUCAGGAGUACCUGUCCCGUGUGAAAAAAGAGGAACAGAGGUACCAGGCACUCAAAGUACAUGCAGAGGAAAAACUGGACAGAGCCAAUGCGGAGAUCGCACAAGUCCGAGGAAAGGCUCAGCAGGAACAAGCAGCCUACCAGGCCAGUCUCCGAAAAGAGCAGCUGAAGGUAGAUGCUCUGGAAAGAACACUGGAACAAAAGAAUAAAGAAAUAGAAGAACUUACCAAGAUUUGUGAUGAACUGAUUGCCAAAAUGGGGAAAAGCUAACUUUGAACCAAAUUUUUGGACUACACUAUUGAGUGCAAUAUGACCAUUGGCACACUGAUGUCCAUACCUUUAUGUGGACAGGUUAUAUUUUCACUUUUUCGUAUGCACUACUGUAUUUUCUUUCUAAAUAAAGUUGAUUUAAUUGUAUGCAGUUCUCAGAAGACUAUCAGAAUUUCUUGCUAUUGUUUGCAUUUUCAUAGUAUAAUUCAUAGCAAGUUGAUCUCAGAGUUCCUGUAUCAGGGAGAUUGUCAAAUUCUCUAAUAAAUGAAAAAUUGCUGAUCCUAGCUUAUCCCUUUGUACAUGAGUUCCCAUGUUGGGUGUCUUUUGGAUUUAAUAUGAACACGUAUAACUUUGCAUGGGGACUCUUGCCUUAAGGAGUGUAAACUUGAUCCGCAUUUGCUGAUUUGUUUAAAAAAAGAAAAGAAAAAGAAAAAUGCAUGUUUCAAAUAAAAUUCUCUAUUGUAAAUAAAUUUUUUUCUUUGAAACUUCGAAA